CAACCCACUCUCUGCUAAUCGGCUAUGGGCGACAAAGCAGAUUCAUCCAACACUUCCGGUAAAACCAUACCUUCCCUUCACCCUGUUUACACCGUGACAAAGAUCCAAAACAAAGUCCGUGUUCUAGACGGCACAAAGGUGACCUAUUCUCAAUGGGUCAAACUUUUUCAGUUGAACGCUCGUGGGUACAAAGUGCUUGAUCACAUAGACGGCACUCUUCCACCGGCCGAAGGAGAUCCCACUCGUGACCAAUGGCUUGAGAUCGAUGCCAUUGUAUUACAGUGGAUUUAUUCCACUGUUUCUGAUGACUUGCUUGGAUGACAAGUCCACGGCCCUUGAUGCGUGGAAUCGCCUAAAGAAGAUUUAUCUUAAUCAGGCCGCUGCUUUGGAGAAAACCUUCACUAAUCUGACAUUGAAAUCCAUGCCCUCUCUUCAGGCGUAUUGUCAAAAGCUCCGCGAACUUGCAGCCCAACUUGCGGAUGUUGACCAACCCGUGUCCGAAAGCCAAGCCGUCUCAUCAUCCAACUAGUGAGCGGCCUUCCUGCUGAAUAUGACGUCAUAGCCGCCCAGUUGAAAAAAGACUUGCCACCGUGGGAGGAUGCCAUUAACCUACUUGAUGCCGAAGAACGCCGCCAACAAGCCAGACAAACUCCUGUUGUUGCAGCCGCUGUACCCAAACCUACACAGCCACCAUCGAAUAUGGCUAGUUCAUCGAGUGCACUUGAUGUUUCUGCACGAACCGAAGACUUGAAGUUUGUGCACGCAUCAAAUGUUAAUGUGUCCAACUUUGUUUCAGUGAAGCUUUUGGGGCGCAGCAACUAUCGUAUCUGGAAGGCUCAGAUGCUCUGCCUCAUAGAGAGUCAGAUGUUGCGUGGCACCAUUGAUACCAGCUUUCCUAUACCUGGGGGUAUGAAGUUCGACAUGAGAAAACGAUACGACACACUUGUCAGAGGUUGGAUUUUCGGUUCUAUUGACGAAAAUGUACUCAAGGACAUGGUACUUAUCAAAUCUGCACGACAAGUUUGGAAGACAUUAGAAUCCAACUACGAUCCAUCUAUAGACUUAGCACCCGCGGGCUCUUCACCAGAUUUUAUGGUCAGAACAGAAUUUGUAAGAGUUCCAGAAAUCGCAAGCACGGAAAACCUCACACGAAAGAUAAAGUUGUACGAAGCUACCAUGGAAGGACGUUGGUGGAAAGCAAAAUCGAUAUUGAAACACCAUAAAGAUGCAGCUACAAAGGCAAUCUGCGAAAAUGGCAACACAAUGCUUCACUUAGCGGUUGAAAUGGGCCACGACUAUUUUGUUGAACAGCUACUGUUAUUUUUUAAGAACGGAGAAGAAGUCGAAAAGAAAAACAAUGCUGGCCGAACAGCACUUCAUGUUGCUGCCCAGGUUGAUAACACAUAUGCAGCCCAACUCUUGGUUCAGAAUAGGGAAAAACUGUUGUCGAAUCUAGACUAUAAAGCACAAUCACCAUUGGAUGUUGCUUACAACAAUAUGAAGCUCAACACAUAUGCUUAUUUGUUGAAAUUCACACCCCAACAUUUAAGCAACUAUCCACGAGCCUAUCAGCAAAAUGCUGUCAAAUUGCCAUGUUGACGAAACGAUAUGACUUAACUUUGGUAUUGCUAAACAAUUUUCCUAAGUCUGUUAUGGAGGAUGACCAGAUAUUGAUGACAAUAGCUAAAACCUUUCCAACCGAUCUUGGCUUCACGGAAUCUUCUAUCUAUCCAUCUUUAGACAAUGUCCGUCAAAGAAUAGUCGUGAGAGGUUCUAUGCUAUUUCAUUAUGAUGAUUUGUUUAAUUGUGUCGAAGACGUCAUCCGGGUUGCUAAAAGCUUUAAAAACACAUGUUGCAGCUGGUUGGGGAACUUCUUUAUGAUUUUACUUGUCCCAACUAUAGCCACCCUCUAUCCAAUAUAUGCGUUGUUUUGUCUUCUCGUGUUGGUGCUUCGUUUCCCCUUCUCUAUGUUUUAUUUCCUUCUGUGGAAGGUUUUAGAAAUUAUAAUGUCUCCAAUCAAGAAUAUAGAGAAGAAGAAAAAGGAGUACAAAGAAGCGAAGAAGAUUUUGAGCUUGAUAUGUGAUCAGAUGGGCGCAUCAAGGUCUAGCUACUAUCAACCAAUUCUUGAAGCCGUACGCCAAGAUGCUUACCAGGUUGUUGAUGAAAUUCUAUAUUGGGCACCAGACACAAUCAACUGUAAGGAUGAAGAAGGCCACAAUGUUAUUCAGUUAGCAAUAAUAAAUCGUUCAGAAAAAGUUUACAACCUUAUCCGUCACAUAGUUGAGCGUAUAGAGCCUUAUAGAACAAUAAAAGAUUCUUCUAUGAAUAAUCUGGUGCACUUGGCUGGAAAAUUGGCACCCUCAUUUGUACUUGGUCGCACUACAGGUGUAGCACUUCAACUACAACGUGAGCUCCAAUGGCAUGAGGAAGUGAAGAGUUUAAUGUUACCUUUAGAACAUCAACAAAAAAAUAUGUAUAUGGAGACACCAGCAAUGGUGUUCGAAAGAGAACACGCGGAUUUGAUGAAGCAAGGAGAAAACUGGACGAAAACAACAGCGGAAUCAUGCAGCAUCACUGCUGCAUUAAUUGUCACCGUCGUAUUUGCAGCAGCAAUCACAGUACCUGGAGGAAGCAAUCAAGAAUCCGGCAUCCCAUUGUUGAAAAAACAAAUUGCCUUCACUAUCUUUGCUGUAACCAAUGCAUUCUCACUAUUUACAGCCGCUACCGCACUAUUACUAUUCUUAUCAAUCCUCACUACACGUUUUUCCGAAAAAGAUUUUCUGGUCAGUUUACCAAGAAGGUUGAUUUUUGGUCUUUUCACAUUAUUCCUCUCUACAACUUCAAUGGUUGUAGCCUUUGGUGCAAUCUCUUACCUUGUCUUUUGAAUGUUGAAUGGUCUUGAUUGAAACUAAAACUAAACGUGCAUAAAAGAAAGUUGCAUAUACAUACUACAUAAGUCUAAUGACAAAGUGAAAGUAUCUCAGCUCGUUUGUCGCAUCCCCUUACCAUAUGGAAGUAUACGAUCUCGCCUAUAAA
Helianthus annuus (common sunflower) is the source of this 3036-nucleotide messenger RNA. RefSeq names its product ankyrin repeat-containing protein ITN1. The transcript has 7 exons. Lineage: Eukaryota; Viridiplantae; Streptophyta; Magnoliopsida; Asterales; Asteraceae. The coding region runs from base 1593 to 2885 and encodes 430 amino acids. The record is from RefSeq and is a predicted model, not a curated record.